CUUUGAGAUAUUUUCUACCUUGAGUCGUAUUCCCUCCGAGUGGCGGAGGGAACUUCCCAUCGCUUCCCUGGUUCUGGGGGAAGGUUGUGAUGUUGCACUUGUGAUGGCGCCGCGCUUGUUUAGCUUCUUCCCAGAACGCCGGUCCAGAUGGUGUCUGACUUGGUCUCCUGUAUUUUCAGUCGUGAUAUUAACACUGCUUCAGUUUGCAAUGGGGCCAGCUGGAGGAUUUGGACUGGAAGACAAAAACAAUGUGGAUAGUGCCAAAGACGUGCCUUUGUACAGUAACAUUCGAUUGCCUGCUGAACAUAUUCCUUAUUUUCUACACAAUAACAUAGAUAUAGCUAUUAGUUGUGAGAAAGACUCUCUCUGUCCAUUUAAGAAACACUUGAGAGAGCUGGAAUCUUGCUGGGGUUAUGAAAAGAAUUGCAAGCCAGAAUACAGAUUCAGUUACCCAGUGUGCUCUGAAGCUGCUUCAGGAUGGGCCAACACAAUAGAGGGAGCAGAGGAGAUUUUUUGGAAGCAAGGCGAUUUUGGUUAUGUGAAAGGAAUGCUUCAUGAGAUGAAAACACUGUGUGAACCAAUCAAAUCAGGUGAUUCUUUCCUGGCAUGCACAAAAUACACUCGUUAUUGUAGAGCUUCUAACCUCUACAUUGAUUUGAGAAACCCAAGAAGGAACACAGAUAGAUAUAAGGAAGAUUUUCUUCAAGAGGGUGAAAUUGGGGGCCAUUGUAAAUUGAACAAGGAGGUGUUGAUGGCUGAAGGAGAGCAUAAGAGUCCUCUGCAGUCCUGGUUUGCUGAAUUACAAACAUAUUCUCAACUGAACUUUCAACCGAUGGAGUAUGGAAAUUGUGACCUCAUUAUUGAAAAGCCAACCUACUUCAUGAAGUUAGAUGCAGGUGUCAAUAUGUAUCAUCAUUUCUGUGAUUUUAUUAAUCUCUAUAUUUCCCAACACAUCAAUAAUUCUUUUAACACCGAUGUGAAUAUCGUGAUGUGGGAUACUAGUUACUACGGUUAUGGUGAUUUAUUUAGUGAUACCUGGAAAGCAUUUUCUGAUUACAGCAUUAUACAUUUAAAAUCAUUUGAUCAAAAACGGGUAUGUUUCAAGGAGGUAGUCUUUUCACUACUCCCGCGGAUGCGCUAUGGAUUAUUUUACAACACACCUUUGGUGCCUGAUUGCCUCAGCAUGGGAAUGUUUAGAGCAUUUUCACAGCAUGUUCUGUUUAGAUUAAAUAUUACACAAGAUAUUCCAGUGAUUGGAAAAAUUCGUAUUACAUUCCUGGUUCGCAGCACUCAGUACCGCAGAAUUUUAAAUCAGGAUGAGCUGGUGAAAGCUUUGAAGACAGUGUCGGUGUUUGAUGUCAGAGUGGUGGAUUACAAAGACAUUGGGUUUUCAGAGCAGCUAAAAAUAACAUACAAUUCGGAUAUUUUUAUCUCUAUACAUGGAGCUGGACUGACUCACCUGCUUUUUCUACCUGACUGGGCUGUCAUUUUUGAACUGUAUAAUUGUGAAGAUGAUCGUUGCUAUUUGGAUUUAGCUCGGCUUCGGGGAAUACACUAUAUGACUUGGGAGAAAGCUGACAAAGUGAUACCUCAAGAUAAGGGACAUCAUCCAACACUUGGGGAUCAUCCGAAGUUUACUAACUAUUCUUUUGACGUGACCGAAUUUAUGCGUCUGGUGAUGUCUGCUGCACAGAAAGUAACACGGCAUCCGAAAUGGCCUUUCACACAGUAUCACAAUGAAUUAUGACAAAAUGUGGAAGUUAUGUUUUGUUGGCGAAUUUUAAAAUGACUGAUCACUUUUUAGAUACACUUGUGAAGACGGAUAAGAUUUUCUUAUUGUUAGAUGUACUGUAUUAAAUACAUUUCUUGUGUGUAAGAUAUUCAUAGUCAGAAUAAAAUCUCUCUGAAAGUAGGCCAGUUCUUUAAAUAUCAGUUUGUACCAUUAGAUAUUAGAAUUUUAAGUGUAAACCUGUUUGCAGUAUGUAGUAUUGAUUUGAUUUGACUUGUUUUUAUGCACUCCCCUCCAUUUUUCUAUAUUAAUACAUCCAAAGGAGUUUGUUAUUGUCUGGAUAUUCUGCUGCUCAUUUUGAAUGAAACAAGUAAUUAUUGAUUAUCAAAGUCAUAGGUCAAUGUGGUUUUGAGGAAAGUCUUAAUGAGAGAAAGAGAUUUGGAGUUUUUAAGGAGGGAAUUUCAAAGAAUGGGAAUGAUGACAAAAGACAUGACUAUGUGAUUGGGGUGGGUAAGGCUGUCAGGGAGAAGUUUUUUGUUUGUUUGCAAAGAUCAGUGUAAUAGGAACAGUCUGUUCUGCAACAAGUCAGAAGGAUAAGGUUAGCUAUGAUCAUGAAACAAUUUAAACAAAAGGGAGAUUGUUUGAGAAAUCGAAAGACUGUGAAGUUAAGGAAGGGGUGGUCGUGGGGACUGUUACAGAAUACUAAAUAGGGAUAAGAUGAGGUAGCAUUUUCAGAGAAUUGCAAAUGACUUAGAGAGUGAAAAAGGAUCUAGUGCUUUCCUGGCAUAUAUGACAAAUAAACUCUUCUCAGGCCUCCUUAAUACCUGUACCCGGCUGGAAGCCCGAGCAGAGUUUAUUUGACUUGGAGAGCUUUGAAAUACCUCAGUCUGGAAAUGACCAAGAACAGGAUUAGAAAUGAAGCCGUAGAUGACCUUCAGCAGAUGAAUGUUGAUGGGCACAGGGAUGCUGCAGGUAAUGCUACUACAUUUCCAAGGUUCAAUCCUGAUUUCUGACAUUUGUCUGUGUGGAGUUUGCAUGUUCUCCUGUCGACUGUGUGCAUAUUCCUUGAGUGCUCUGGUUUCAUCCCAUGUCCCGAACAUGAGUGUGGUAGGUUAAUUGUUUUCCAUAAAUUGCCCACACUAUUGGUAAGAGAGUCAUGCUGAUCAUGAUGGAGUUAAUGGAAAUAUAAGAGGGAAAAGCGUACAGGGAAAUAUGUGGGGGAUGGGACUGGUUGGAAUGCUCUGAGAGCUGGCGUAGACUUGGAAGCAGCCACGUAGCUAUAAUGGUUGGAGGUAAGAAGUAUUUCUAGCUUGGUGGUGUAGUGGCAUCCACACUGGACUUCGAGGUGAGUGGUCCUGGGUUCAAAUCCGGCCGGCUCCUUGCACGCUUUCCAUCCAUGCUGGGUUGAGCAUUGAGCUAGCAACUUCACCUCGUUAAAAGCAGAUAAAUGCUAAAGCAAUGGUAGACUUGCCGCCCGAUGUGCCACAAGGCACGGAGAGAAACAUCAAAAAGUAUUUAGUCAUCUGACUGGGACAGAGGUAGAAUUGGUGAUCGUUUGAGGAAUAGGAUGCAAAGAUGAUUGUUACAAUCUUGUCAUCAUUUAGCUAAUUCCAAAAGGGGGUUUGUUUAAAUUAUUUAAGAGCACAGGGUCAAAAUAGCAGUGAAAAUUCAUGGCUGAAUGUCAUCAGUAUAUACUUAGAAACCAAAACCAUAUUUAGUGGAAUCUGGUUAACUGGGGCAAUAGUUAAUUUGGGAGAACUCCUAAAGAACAAAAACUAAAUGAAGAAAAUAGCCAGGAUGUGCUGCUUAACUGGUGUAGGAGACUGUUGCCGUAUAGUUUCUAACUAGCAGCAGUUGAGUGCACUUGCGUAGUUGUUAGACACUACACUGUGCUUAGAGCGAUAACUUUAAAUAGUGUCAGUUAUGUGUGCUUGUGUUCAAAAAGCAGUGAUUUUUCUCACUGAUUGUUGGAGAGAGAUCAGCAGUAAGACAAUUCAGAAUGGUUGUGCUCACCGCGGUUUCAAGCUUUCAGGCUUAGAGAUGCUAGAAACAGCCGGGAGUGAGUUAGGAAUUAUGAAGGUUAUCAACAAUCACCGUGAAUGUUACAACUAAGUCUACUAUCUGCACUAGGUGUCUACAGUAAUUUUGUUCAUUUACAGUCAAUCAAAAGGGAUUACUUCCUCUGAUAACUAUUAGGAAUUAAUUCAAGUUUUAUAGUAAUGUAGAGGUAUUGGUAGUGUUCUUAUUUGUUCUGUAUUUAAUUUAAAUACAAAAAUGUUUACCGAGUUAAACAGUAGUUUGUCUUUUUUAUACUUUUUAACCAUUUCCAGGAGAUCUUGGGUGUUUGGUGCAGCCACUUAAUUGGUCCUAAUGUGCCCCAAUUAACUGGAAUUUACUGUAAUGUGGUUUAUAUGACCAAGAGGAAGGAAAUGAAGCACUAACGAUAAUCCCAAAGGGAGUUUGAGAGCUGUCUGGAAAUGAAAAUUGAAGCUCUUGCUAGAUACAUGAAUGGAGUUAGGUCA
Mobula hypostoma (lesser devil ray) is the source of this 4251-nucleotide messenger RNA. RefSeq names its product EGF domain-specific O-linked N-acetylglucosamine (GlcNAc) transferase (gene eogt). Gene Ontology annotation, cellular component: endoplasmic reticulum lumen. The transcript is spliced from 17 exons. Gene Ontology annotation, molecular function: protein O-acetylglucosaminyltransferase activity. The record is from RefSeq and is a predicted model, not a curated record. The coding region runs from base 104 to 1747 and encodes 547 amino acids. Lineage: Eukaryota; Metazoa; Chordata; Chondrichthyes; Myliobatiformes; Myliobatidae.